Messenger RNA from Schistosoma intercalatum, 2412 nucleotides. Lineage: Eukaryota; Metazoa; Platyhelminthes; Trematoda; Strigeidida; Schistosomatidae. The record is from the annotation of a GenBank genome assembly.
AUGUCAGCUUAUAUAAACGAAAAUCCCAUUUUAUCUGUAUUUAUUUCUAAGGAUGAAAAAAUGAUUUCUGAAAAUGAAAAUAAAGAUAAUAACUUGUUCGAUGUGAAGUUACCAGCGAAUAUAUUAUGGAAAAGUCAUGAGCAUUUACCAGUUACCCAACCUUCCGUUACAGAAUACUCUUCAAAUCAUAUAGACAAUGUGACUGCUAUCACAGAUAUGACAAAUUCACACUUCCUAACAAGAUCUGAUAGUAUUCAUCAAACUAAUUUACCUGUACACAAUGGUUUCAACCCAAUUUACCACUCGAAUGAAUUACAAAUACAUACAUCCAAAGAAUUUAGAAAGUUAUCAUCAAAUGAUGGACAUUUUCAAUCAAUAAUACCUUCUAGGUCUAUAUCAACACCUUCAUAUUCAACAAUGGCCACAUCUUCAAAUGAACAAGAAGAAAACAAAAAUAACUUUCCUGAGAAUUAUAAUCUACUAUCAAGUACAUAUUAUCAACAAUUUUUAUUAAAACAUUACAACAGAAAUGUGACUGAUGAAGUCACUAAUUUAAUGGAUGAAAACUAUCGUAACUCAUUGAUUAUGUCAUCCUAUGUUAAUCGUUUACAACAUUCAGAAAAUUUAGUUUGUACAAGUAACAUCAACAAUCCUUUUACCAGUACUAAUACUAUUACAACAACAACCGCUUCUACUUCUGCUACUAACGUCACCGAUAUACAUGCUACUAAUUUCAAUACAAGUAGUAUAAGUCCAUCGAGUCAUAAUCAGUCAAUUCAUGAAAAUUAUGAAUUUAAUAGCAAUCCUACAAACUUGCAACAUCAUCAUCAUCGUCAUCAUUAUGUUAACCCUGAUGAUAAUAAUUUUUCUGGAAAUGUAAACAAGCAUUAUAAUUCAGGAAUGCAUGAAAAUUAUUUACCUUGGACAGAAUAUUGUAACAAUAGUGACUAUAACAUUGAUUAUUUGAAUAAUGAUCACAAGAGUAGUGAUUACAUAACAGAAACUGAUUCAUUGAAAAAUGAACAGAGUUUUCAUGUAAAACAAUAUCAGAGUCAACAAUCCAAUUGGUUGAAUGAUAUACACACUUGGGUAAAUAAUAGAUUUUCACAUGAUAAUGUUAAUAAUGCAUUAAAACCAACAAUUAUCAAUAAUGAUAAGAUCCCGCCUACAAUUAAUUCCACAUUCAGUUCACUUCAAACUCAUCCUUGUUCAGUCGAUCAAUCUGUAUUUGAUACCGACAGUAAUAAUAAUAAUGUGAGUAGUCAAAAUCAAUCGUUAAAUAUUCAAAUGAACAAUCCAUAUUGUUUUAUUACAAGAGCUGAAGAUAGAAAUAUCGAUCAAAACUCAAUCGAAUCAUAUUUAUGUUCAAAUUUUGAAACAGACUGUAGACGAACAUUUCAUUCACCCCUAUCUAUUGGAGAAAGAUGUUUAAAUUUCAGUGAAAAUAAUUCGAAUUUUUGGUCAAAUAAUAUGUGUAAUUUAUUAAACACAACUGAUCGCUAUAAAUCAAUCUUAAUGGCCGCUGCUAGUGUGCAAUAUCCAACAUAUAAUCAUCAUCUUAAUGACAAUGAUAAUAACUCAUCAGGACAAUCUGAAUAUGCAACACUCUAUGAAACAUUUCUUUCUGCUAACAAUAAUGGCCCCUUAGAUAUGAAUGUCGAAGCGAAAUGUUCAAUGUUCACUGAUAAUCAAAUAGAUAAUGAAAGUAAAGUAAAUGCAUCGAUAAAUAUACCUAAAAAUUUAUUUUCUCAAUCACCAUCUCCAUCAUCACCGUUAUCUGGUGAAACAAAAGUAUCGUUGAAUGUUGAACAUUCACUCAUUCCUCCAAGGUCGUCAGCAUUAUUAACAUUAAAUAAAUUAGAUAAUUUAAAUUUAACGAAUCCAAAUAUAGCAAGUGAAUUAAGGCGAAAAAAUCUACAUAAUUGUCAUGUACCUGGUUGCGGUAAAGUCUACAAUAAAACAAGUCAUUUAAAAGCACAUUUAAGAUGGCAUACAGGUGAACGUCCGUUUGUAUGUAAUUGGUUAUUAUGUGGCAAACGAUUUACACGUUCUGAUGAACUGCAACGUCAUUUACGUACACAUACUGGUGAAAAACGUUUCCUUUGUCCUAUUUGUCAUAAACGUUUUCUUCGAAGUGAUCAUUUAAAUAAACAUAUACGUACACAUUCCGAUUCGACAACAACAACCGUAAGCGAGAAUAAUGAACACAAUCUAAUUAAGUCAAUUGACAAACAGUAUUUAACUAUUAAUACAACAAACACUACCUCCACAACUACUAGUAAUACCAAUACUACUAACGCUUUUAUCAGUAGUAAUAUCAAUGAUGAUAAUAUUAAUACUGAUAGUUGUACACCUUUAAGCACUUCAUGUAAUCACAAUAUCGAAGAAAAUUUUAAUGAAUAUACUAUGUGA